ACUAGGCCCAGGCCUGAGGCCUUUCUGACGGGCUGCUGCCAUCUUAAGAACAAAGAUUUUUUUCUACUUUUAAAAUUCUAAUUAACUUUUCCCUUUUUUACCGUAAAAAUUUUCACCUCAGGUUUAUUUAUUGUUGGUGUUUUUAUUGUAUUUAUUAAGCUGUUGUUGUAGUCGCUGCUAUUAUCGUUACCAUCACUACUACCACGCGCGCGUCUAACAUCCACACGACAACCACCACCAUCACCACCACCAUCAUCAUCACCACCACCAUCACCACCCUCACCACCACCCUCACCACCACCUUCCUCAUCACCACCACCCUCACCACCACCUCACCACCCACACUACCACCCACACUACCACCCUCACCACCUUCCUCACCACCACCACCCUCACCAUCACCACCAUCACCCUCACCACCACCAUCACCAUCGACACCACCCUCACCACCACCCUCCUCACCACCACCACCCUCACCACCCACACUACCUUCCUCACCACCACCACCCUCACCACCCACACUACCUUCCUCACCACCACCACCCUCACCACCACCUUCCUCACCAUCACCACCACCAUCGACACCACCCUCACCACCACCACCAUCACCACCUCCCUCACCACCUUCCUCACCAUCACCACCACCACCCUCACCACCACCACCCUCACCACUCUCACCACCACCCUCACCACCUCCACCACCCACACUACCACUCUCACCACCACCCUCACCACCACCCACACCACCACCACCCACACCACCCUCACCACCACCCUCACUACCUCCACCACACUCACCACCACCCUCACCACCAUCACCUCCCACACCACCCUCACAACAACCCUCACCACCACCCUCACCACCUCCCUCACCACCUCCCUCACCACCACCUUCACCACCACCUUCACCACCACCCUCACCACCCACACCACCACCCUCACCACCACCCUCACCACCACCCUCACCACCCUCACCACCCACACUACCACCCUCACCACCUCGCCACCACUCACGUCGCUGAUGGUGAAGAACAACAAUCGAAUGGUUGACGUCGCGGUCGGAUCCGGGCGCCAAUGAGGACCAACCGCAAGAGCUCCAGGAGGACCAUCAACGAGUUUUGCUACCAGCGGAGGAAGAUCUGCAUGAAGAAAUCAUGGCCGCACCCCGCGGAGGCGACGCCGGCGGAGCGGGAGCCCGUGACCGGCGGGUUUCUGCACGUGCGGCUGGAGCGCGUGCCGGUGCUGGAGCGCGCCGCCAGCGCCGGUGCCCUCUCGCCCGAGAGCUUCCGCACGUUUGUGACCGAGGAGGGCUGGCGCUGCGACGAAGGACUGUCGCGGGAGCCGGCGUCGGUGACCCCCCGCCGCUCGUUUCGGCAGGCGGGGGGCCAGGCGCCGGAGAGAAUCUUGGACGACCCCGAGGAGCUGUGCCGCAGCUGGCUGCCGAAGGCCGCCGCGUCCGAGAAAGACUUCGCGUCCCCGGCAGCCGCGAGGCCGCCGCCGAGGGCGGACGCCGCGCCGAGGGCGACCCCUCUGGACGCGGGUCGACGGCCCCGGCCGGCGCAGGAGGCCCUCUCCGUCGGCGAGAGAGGCGGCGCCGUGCCGCCGACCUCGGCCAAGGUCGGCGCUCGUGGCCAGGGCGGCGGCGGCGGCAAUGCCGACGGGCGCGGCGCUAAAGCGGCGGCGGCCCCGAUCCCAGCGGUCGCUCCUCCUGCGCAGGCCGUCCUCGCCCCGCCCCCGGUCCGAGCGGAGGCGGAGAACCCCUUCACCGUGAAGGUGCGGCAAGCGCCUGACCCGGCGCUGCAGGAGAGCGUGGCGGUGCCGUUCCGCUACUCGACCUACGACCCCAUGCUGGACGUCAACCCGCGGCUGAUGCGGGCGUUCGACGCCUUCCCGUACCCGACGCGGGACCGCGCCCUGCGCCUGGCGAGGCGCGUCCGCGUCACCGCGGAGAACUUGCAGGCCUGGUUCGAGGCCCAGCGUCUCAAGCACGGCAUCAGCUGGACCCCGGACGAGGUGCUGGAGGCCCGGCUGCGGCUGCGCAGCAGCGACACCGUCGACAGCGACGACGACGGGGUGGAGGCGGAAGAGGGCGGCUCGGGGUGGCCCAGCGGCUUCAGCGCGGGCGCGAGGACCGCGGCGCCGCCGCCGCCGCCGGCGACGACGACGAGAGGCAACAACGGCAGAAGCAACGCCGGCGGUCACGGCCAACACGAAGACGGCGUUCAGGGCGGUCACGCGAGACCUUGGCGGCACGCGGAGCCGACUGCGAGGCACGCGUCCGGGGUGGCCAACGGCGACAGCAGCAGCGACAGCAGCGGGGACGUCUUGUGCACGUCAACGCACGACCAGGUGCCGGAGCGCGGCGAGGUGCUGGAGCCUGGCGAGAUUGUGGAUCUGAGCGAGGUGGUGCAGCGUGGCGACGUGCCGGAGACGCAGGACACCUCGCUGCCCACGCACAUCCACAUGGCGCUGUGGGCCAGCUUCCACGAGUCGCCCUUCCCAUCGGCCGACAAGCAGGAGCGCCUGUGCUCGGAGACGGGGCUGACGCUCAAGACGGUGCAGCAGUGGUUCGAGAUCUGGCGGUCGGCGGGCCGUCUGCCGACGACGAGCACGCAGGGAGCCAGCGGAGCGUUCACGUCGAACUGGAAGCCCAACUGGAGCAGCGAGAACAGCGCCGGGCUGACCGGCGUGCGGGCGGAGCAGGCGGCGCCGGCCACCAUCGACAUCGAACUCGGCGCCAGUGACGUGGGUGAGGACUCGGACAGCGACGACGACGACGGGGGGCGGGUGGCGGAGGAGGAGGGGGAGAGGAGGGGCACGCGGGAGCGGGCGGGCUACGCCAGCGACGCCAGCGACGCCAGCGACCCCAGCUACAGGCCGGGCAACGGCAGGAAAGCGCCGGCGGCGGCGGCGGCGGCGGCGGCACCGGCGCAGAAGCAGUUGACGCCGCCGGGUCACGUGCCGUGCGAGCGCGACAUCCUGCGGGUGAAAUUCGAGGAGAACCCGUGGCCCACGGAAGAUGUCGUCGCCCUGCUGUCGAACGUGCUCCGGAUGACGCCCCUGCAGGUGCGCAAGUCCUUCUCCUACCGCCGGCAGCAGCAGCGCAAGAAGUUGAUGUUGGCCGAGCGGCAGCAGCAGCAGCAGGAGGAGGAGGAGGCGGGGGGGGGCGGCGGCCGGGACAAGCGGCCGACGCGCAACGCCAGGCGCCGCCCGCCGGCGUCGACGUCGCCCGGAACCUCCAGGGGUCACUCGCCCGCUCAGGCCUCGGAGGGGCGCAAGCGCAGCCCGGCGCCGCCAGGCGACGUCGCCGCGGCGAUCGCGCGCGCCCUGCCGCUCAUCUCGCUCAACGAGGCCUUCCUCAUGGAGCGGUCGCCCUCGGACGCGACGCUGCGGCGCCUCGUGGAGCAGACGGGCCUGGCCCCGCAGGACGUCGCCGACUUCUUCGAGCGCAAGCGCCGGCGCAGCAACGGCGCCGCUGGGGGGCCCGUGGCAGCAGGCGGCCCUCUCGCGCCGGCGGCGGCGGUGCAGGACGUCGCGCCCGAGUCGGUAAGACGUCCCGGCCACGCUUUGAUUAAAUUCUCGGACGAGGGGGCGGCCGUCGAUGCCGGCGCCGGCGGUGGCGCCGGCACCAACGGCGCCAGGGAGGGGAGGGGCAUCAUGGUCGUCAUCGGCAGCGUCGGCUGCGGCAUCGGUGGGAUCGUGAAGAGGAUGGGCGGCGACGACGGCGGCGGCGAGCACUGAACCAAACGGCUUUGCCGGUCCCCGCGCCGGCGCACGGCGGCGGUGGUGGUGGCGCAGGCGGCGUGGGCGGCGCGAUGGCGGCACCCCUUGGCGGCUGUGCCGGUGGCGGUGCGUUAGCUGGCGCUGCCGGCGGUGAGAAGACUCCUGUGGCCCGCGACAUGCCCACAACAGUUCCCCGGUACCAGCGGACAAUGGCACCACUAUACCUCCUCCACCUCCUCCACCUCCUCCAUCUCCUCCAGCUCACUCCUCGCCAAGUUGGCGGAGCAAGGGACACGUGGCCGGACUGUCGGCAAGUCGGCGUUGGCACCGGUGCCACGGCACUGACCGUCGCCUGCCCAGCGGUUGAUGCCUUGCCGGCGAUGCGCCCUUGAAUUUUUUGGAAGCUUCAACAACAACAUUGUUGUGGUCAUGGUCCGUUGGUGCAGGCAGGUAGCCCCCCCCCCCCCACCCUUAUUAGAUUGGUGGUGGUCCGUGGUGAUCGUGGUGGCGGUGGUGGUGGUCGUGGUGGCUGCGUUGGUGGUGGUGUUCGUGGUGGUGGUCUCCACCGCUACGUUUUCUUAUUCUUUAUUUCCACUGAACUCUCUUUCGUCUUGCGGUGCCGACACGGCUCCAGCGGUGCUCCACGGCCUUCCCCAUCACCCCUCUUACUUGAGCCCCAUCCCUCCCUCCCUCCACUCCUUCCCGUCCCCUCCUUCUAUAGGCCUUGCGGUCACUUCAUUCCGGAAUCCUUGCACUCGUUCAAUCCUUUCACUCAUUCCUGAAUCCUUGCACUCAUUCCUCAAUCCUUGCACUCGGAACGGAACAACGACAACACGAUUAUUUGCAGAGGUGCGACGUCACAGAGACGCCAACACCAAAUUUGUGGCGUCCGCUACCGCAGGUCCGUCAUGGUGGGGGGGGGGGGGGGGAGCCCUUGGCGAGUGAAUUGCCCGCUCCUACAACCGGCACAAAGCCAGGUGAGGGGAGGGGGCAGCGUGGAGAGGGAGGGAGGAGAGGGGCAGAUUCCCCAGGGGGAGGUGGUGGUUACAGGCCGGGGAAGUUUUGGUGGUUGUUGUUGGCGAGGGAGAGGUGAGAUUUGUCUGCAGGAGAAUAAAUUGGAGUGGGCAUUUGUUCACUGUCUUGUACAUACACCCCGUGCGCCGUUUGUUUUCUUGUGAAGGCAGUUCUCGGCUCACGGACGCACCGCCACUCUCUUGUCGAGUUCUCUGCUUUUCGUGUCUCGGAAGCGUGAGAGUGGUGAAUGUGUCGGGUGGUCAUAAGAAAAGCUCCACUAUUACGAUGGAAACUAAAGUGGACGUGAUAAAGCGUUGUGAAACGGUGGCAGCUACAAAUGUAGAACGUGAAGAACCAGUGGCAUCUACAUCUACAGAACGUGAAAAACCAGUGGCAUCUACAUCUACAGAACGUGAAGAACCAGUGGCAUCUACAGAACGUGAAGAACCAGUGGCAUCUACAUCUACAGAACGUGAAGAAACAGUGGCAUCUACAGAUGGUGAAGAACCAGUGGCAUCUACAUCUGCAGAACGUGAAGAACCAGUGGCAUCUACAUCUACAGAACGUGAAGAACCAGUGGCAUCUACAUCUACAGAACGUGAAGAA
Lethenteron reissneri (Far Eastern brook lamprey) is the source of this 5343-nucleotide messenger RNA. RefSeq lists its product as uncharacterized. Gene Ontology annotation, cellular component: nucleus. Gene Ontology annotation, molecular function: DNA binding; DNA-binding transcription factor activity, RNA polymerase II-specific. The record is from RefSeq and is a predicted model, not a curated record. Gene Ontology annotation, biological process: regulation of transcription by RNA polymerase II. Lineage: Eukaryota; Metazoa; Chordata; Hyperoartia; Petromyzontiformes; Petromyzontidae.